AUGGUUUUGAUACCUCCAUCUCAAGCUAUGGGCUUUUGGGGAACACUUCUGGUUUUGAUCUUCCUUGCGCAAAGUUGGGGACAGGAACAAAUAUACAUCAUUUCAACCCCAAUUGUCUUCCGAGUUGGAGCUCCUGAAAAUGUUACAGUGCAAGCCCACGGCCAUACUGAGGCAUUUGACACAACCAUCUCUGUAAAAAGUUAUCCUGAUGAAAAUAUUCGUUACUCUUCGGGCACUGUUAAUUUAUCACCAGAAAAUAAAUUCCAAAACACUACAAUCUUAACAAUUCAGGCCAAACAGUUGUCUGAAGGACAAAACUCAUUUUCAAAUGUGUAUUUAGAAGUCAUGUCAAAACAUUUUUCAAAAAUAGAAAUAAUGCCAAUCAUCUAUGACAACGGCUCUCUCUUCGUUCGCACUGACAAGCCCGUGUACACUCCACAGCAGCCUGUAAAGGUUGGCGUCUACUCAGUGGAUGAUCACUUAAAGCCGGUCACCAGAGAAACAGUCUUAACUUUCAUAGACCCUGAAGGAUCCGAAGUUGGCAUAAUAGAACAAAAUAAUCGCACCGGGAUCGCCUCUUUUCCUGACUUCGAGAUUCCUUCUAAUCCCAAGCACGGUAGAUGGACAAUCAAGGCUAUGUACAGAGAAGAUGCUUCAACAACUGGAACUACAUACUUUGAAGUUAAAGAACAUGAUAAAGCUUACAGAAUAGCUCUCAUGCCCAUAAUUGAUCUGCGAUCCGAGGUGGAAAAGCAAGAAGUGCAUGACAUGUGUCUUCAGCCAACAGAGUGUCUGCAACAGAAGAUAAAUGAACAAGCUUCUAAAUACAAACAUCCAGUGAUAAAGAAGUGCUGUUAUGAUGGGGCCAGACUGGACAUGCAUGAGACCUGUGUGCAGCGAGCUGACCGUGUGAAGAUAGGCCCGAACUGUGUCAAAGCCUUCACUCUCUGCUGUACCAUAGCAUACCAGAUCCUGAGGAACAGCACCUUUAAGCACAUCCCUUUGUCCAAGCAACCACUAGCAUAACUGUCCUCUGAGAGGCUCCACCCAGCAACCAGCAG
Molecule: messenger RNA, 1061 nt
Organism: Mastomys coucha (southern multimammate mouse)
Lineage: Eukaryota; Metazoa; Chordata; Mammalia; Rodentia; Muridae
Product: complement C5-like
Exons: 10
Coding region: 1-1026 (341 amino acids)
Biological process (GO): complement activation; inflammatory response
Cellular component (GO): extracellular region
Molecular function (GO): endopeptidase inhibitor activity
Source: RefSeq, a predicted model, not a curated record